AUGGAACGACCCCUGGAUAGCUUCAGCAACUCAUCGGAACCUGGAGAGAGGCUAGUGGAGAGACACAUCCCGAUGGACCCUAAGUGCCUAAGAUGCGGGGAGAUUGAAUCAAUAGCACAUCUACUAUUCCAAUGCCCCUUCGCUCAAACGGUAUGGAGAAUGGCCCCACUUAAAAUCCCGUCGGACACAAGCAUGGGACUGCCUUAA
Arabis nemorensis is the source of this 207-nucleotide messenger RNA. The record is from the annotation of a GenBank genome assembly. NCBI's taxonomy places the organism in Eukaryota, Viridiplantae, Streptophyta, Magnoliopsida, Brassicales, Brassicaceae.